Messenger RNA from Cantharellus anzutake, 3087 nucleotides. RefSeq lists its product as uncharacterized. NCBI's taxonomy places the organism in Eukaryota, Fungi, Basidiomycota, Agaricomycetes, Cantharellales, Hydnaceae. The record is from RefSeq and is a predicted model, not a curated record. Gene Ontology annotation, molecular function: protein binding. The transcript has 16 exons. The coding region runs from base 1 to 3087 and encodes 1028 amino acids.
AUGUCGACUUCACAAACCAACAUGGACGCAAGCAUUGACCAAACGAGCGAUACCAUCGUUCACACUGGUCCUGUGUCUCCUACAUCCCCUUCUGAACAUCGGCUCAGGCCUGGUGUUUCGACUACUGCCCGCAUUUCGACACCAACAAGAAACUCUCACUCUCAACCUACCACACCUAGGCGGCGCCCCAAUCCCAUUGUAGUCAUGCACAAAAGGCAAUUGAGUCUGCAACUUGAAGAAGGGAUUGAAGAGUCCCCGGAAGUUCGUCAGGAAGACCUUGAUGAGCAAGGCGCAGGAUACAAUGACGAAUGGAUGAGAAAGGAGGGACUGGCGGUAUUGGAAACUCUGGAAUUAAGAAUGACGAAACUGGAUAAAAAACUUCAAAACUUCACCAACGCCCUCGGUGCGAUCGGUUCUUCAGCCGCGCUCCAACUAGCAGCGGACGAUUUUCGUGACCUACUAACUCAUUUGUCGCGCCUCUUUCGGAAGAAUGCCUAUAAGUUAUUUGGGGAUAUCGAUCAGGACCAAGCUCACGCUGCAGAGGAUAGACGAUCUCGGGCGUAUGGACGAGGACAACGCCGGUUCAGUGUGUUGUCCGAUGAUCAGGAAACAGCUCACGCCCAGUUGGGUUUAUUAGCAGACAAUUUAGACAUAUUUCUCUCGUGCUUGAACGAGAUUCCCAAGUUCACCGACCAAGCUGUCAACACUUCCGUCAAGCUCUUCCAAAGAGAUUUGAGGUAUUGGGGAUCUUGCCUCAAAGUAUAUGAAAAGCAGUACCACGCUCCGUUUGUUCGAUUAUACCUUAACGAUAUCUCAGCAGAAAUUGGGGAGCAUCUGGACAGCGUCUCGGCGGCCAUUACCGUUUUCAUCGAGUUCGGUAUCCCGACUAUCAAAUUUACCCAGCAUCACACAACUGCAGCCCUUCAUAAUUUGUCCACGGUCGCCACCUUGUUUUCGAGUGUGACUGCUACAACAAUUCAGUUUAGCUAUCAGAAUUUUCAGACAAGGACUCAGGAAGCGGUCAACUUGUUAUGGAUCAUCUCACUCGUAUUUUCCCUCGCGAGUGCGAUGAAUAGCCAGCUUGCUUAUCAUUGGCGCUCUGCCGUCUACCGCUCGCCUCGUGCACGCCUCCCUUGGUGGGUCUCCAUCUGGAUAACCCAUACGCCUCUGAGCUUCCUCAUUGCGUCCGUCAUUGCGUUCUCGGCUGGGCUCAUAUGUUUUACCUUCUCCAACUUCCACAUAUCUCCGUUUAUCCCCGUCGUAAUCACUAUUUGCACAUCAGUCUCGUCUUUUGCUCUUCUCACGGUCGGCUUCUGGUUUUUGGGGGAGCGCUAUGCAUAUGGUAAGACUAACGGCAGAAAGUGGCUCGACGAUUUAAUGAAGGAUACUUUUACAAAAGGCAAUCUGGCAGCUAUGUGCCAACCAUUCUUAGGCUUCCUUCUCUCGAGCAUGCAUCACUGUCUACAACCAUUCCGGAAGGCGCUUGUUUUCUUAUGGGGACUUUUGAUCACCCUGUUCCGACGCCAUAAUUUGCCAAGAGACAGCCGACAGAACGAGAUCAUUAUAACAGAGGUGCACUCUCCGAUAGCUGAUGCCCACCAACGGGAUGUCGAGAAAGAUGCCGUUGAGAGGACUCCCAGUCGUGCAUCAUCGAGCUUGAGAGCUCAUCGAUCCGAUGACAAGACAGAACGUCAUUCCCUGCCUACGACAUCGCUUCAAUAUGAACGAUCUUCUGAUGAACCUGGUUUGUUCCCUCUCCUCAAACCGGUAUUCGAAAAGUUCCAUGACACACUACGUGGAUUUGGGAUUCACCCCAGGACGUCUGAGGAAGGGGGUCCUGUCUCCUCGCCACGCACCCCAUUGCCCGUCUCGCCAGCACCAAGGCAGGACCCCUUUCGUGGCAGAGGCUCUCUCUCUGAUUCGAGUGACCACUCGGUGGAUGUUAUAAAUCUUCCCCCCGCAGAAACUAGUCCAUCCAACUUGGGAGCUGUAAUUCCUGCUUUGAAAUCUCUGCGAGUCACGGGGAACCUGAGGAUGCACACUGCCCUGGUCCGAGACAUCCAGUUCAGCCCUAAUGGCGAAUACCUGGCUACUUGCGCAUGGGACCAAACCGCUAUCAUCUGGAGAGUUGACUCCAUUUUCACCGUCCACCAGAAGUUGGAAUAUGCGGGAGGGUCCCCUGGACAAGUCUUAUGGUCUCCAGAUGGCCAGUAUCUCAUCGUGAAGUCACCGUUUGGGGUGAAAGCCUGGUUACGCGAGGUCCGUAUCUAUCCAUACAUUGCGAAUGUACUAGUGAAUGACGCGAGCAGACUGGUGUUUGGCAGCGGACCAUCCACUGGCCUCGUGGAACAGACAAAGUUCACGGUACUGGUGGGUGGUUCACGACCGGACAUUGGACCUCAGACUGAGCACUGCACCCAGUCUGUCAAAGGCGAAGUGCAACGUACCUAUGAAACAUGCUUGGGGCCUUUGGUCCUUCACGACGUUGCUGUCACGAUGGAUGAAUUAAGACUCUUGGGGGUUGCAACUCUGAGCCAAAUGCCUGAUGAUCAGAAACUAAAGCCCUCAGAUUCACAUCAUUUGGAGAAGCGCAUUAUUGUGCUCAAUCUGCAAUCGGAAGAAAUUGAGAUACACAUUCCAAUGCUUCACGACGUUCGCCAUAUUAAAGUAUCUGGGCCACUAGUGUUGAUCAGUUUUGAAGACAAAACAUCUCCACAACUCUUCCGCCUCGGAAAUAUCGGUGGCAUCGUUCAUCUUGAUCUCCUCCACACCUACAACCUCCCGUCCAAAGUUCGAUUUGGACGGUCAGGUUAUCUUGGUCAAUUUGCUGGACAUGAUGUUGAGAAUAUGGUCGUACUCUCGACAGAUAUGAGUGGGAAGGUCCAUUUCUGGGAUCGCCGGACAACCAAGUUGCUUCACUCUCUACAUGUUCGUGAACAGGGGACAACUCCAGCGAGUGUAGCCUGGAACAAUGCAAAUGAGCACCGCAUUAUGCUUGCCACCGGGGGCGAUGAUGGUUCAGUACGGAUUUGGACAGCAUUGUGGAACACUGGUAAGCAAGCUGUUUCAUCUCCCCAGCAGGGUUGA